AGUGUGGAUAUCAUCCUUAAAAGGAGAGGAACCGUUCCUGCAUGAGUGUAUUUGUGUGUUUUGUGACUUUCCUUAUGUUUAGGGUUAAUGUUUUUGGCCCAGAAGACUCACAACUUACCCACCACCAUGAGCCGGACCACCUUCUUUGAGGUAAGUCUAGAUAUACAGUACGUAUCAAGUUGCAGAAUUAGAAUCAUUUGAAUACAAUACAGUACAAGAACUUUAUUGAUCCCCAAAGGGAAAUUUGAAGGUUUGUAUUAUAGUUUUUGAUUGAGAGUUUAUAGUUUUGCAUUUGUUUCACAAGGCCUUGAGUUAGAGACCAGCAUCUAUCAUUAUUUAGCUCACAUAAAGUUCAAACUACCUACUUCAACCAUUACAGUAGCAAUAAAAACUCUGAAUAAUGAAAGUGAAUUAAUGUCCACAUGUUGAUGCAGAAGUUCAGGAAGUGCAUGAAGUAAAAAACUAAAUUUGUGCCUUUUAAUUGAAUGUCCACCUGAUUUGGGAGUGUUUCAUCUCAGCAGCCUCAUGAGGAAACAAACUUUCAGCUUCCUGACUUUUCAAAUCCUGCAGAAUUGCUCUGAAGUGUCCAUGGGGUUUAUAAAGUAUGAUUUUCAGCAUCAUAAAAAACUAACUGAGCUGGAGCCCUUUCAUGAUUUCCUCUCUGCCCUCAGUCUCGUCUCACAGGCCUGAUGAGCUCUAAUGAAGAGGCAGACGAGUAAUUCUCUGUAAGUGCAGGAGGCGUAUGAACUCAGGAAGAUUUACAGCAUGAUCUGGGAACUGAGCCAUGCUUUCAAUAUCUGUUACAACAAGGCUGCAGGCCAGGAGGGCAGAUAUUUGGACGGUUAAUGAGGAAAGGGUAGGUUUCUUAAGGUUGAUGUUGAAAGUUUAGAUGAAUAAAACUGGUUGUUUGACAUCUUAACACUUAAUAUGAACUUACUUUAGCGGUAUGGAUGGAAAAAAUGGGAAGCCUGGCUUUUGAAAAAGCCAACAAAAUGCUCCUACCUGUGGAGAUGCCAGGUAUGCAAAACAAAUCAGAUCUGUUGGGAUAAAGUCUACAACUGUAUUGCAUGAAGUUUCGGACACUCAGGCUAUCAAAAUUAUUUAUUUACUCAUUAUAUAGAAGCAGAUAUAAUCGAACUGUGCAUGCAGAGGGCAAAUAAAGUCUUAGCUCUGUUCUGCUCCCAGUGUGCAGCUCACAAGCUUCAAAAUGUCCUUGCUGUUUUGCAGACAGUUUUAAUUUUUACUCCUAGUGACUGAACAUCAUUCAGCGAAGCUGUGUGGCAUUACCACUGAACGUCACACAGGUGUUAAAUGGCAAGCCUUCAAUGGCCAUUUAACAUCUGAACCACCCAGUGAUGGUGAUUCUACUCCACAUAAUUCUGAUACUCUCUGUUAUUUUAAAGGCAUGGUUGACGAUUGGAGAAGCAGUUGAAAAAAACUGAGCCGUUAAGGUCGAUUUGACAAAAAAAAAACUCCCACCCAAACACACCCAAACCUCUUCCCUCUAUGCUCCACAAUAACUCCCCCCAAAACCUGUAUCGCCCUCCCCAUGACACAUCCCUUCUAGCAGAGCAAGAAACCGGCCGGCAGAAGAUCUUUCACUAGCUUCAAGUAGAAUUCACAAUGUCAGAUUGCGAGUGACUAGUGGCAGUAAACACCAGCUCCGCUAGCGAGCACCAUCAGCAGCUGCCUGGACAGCUACCAUGUUGACAUUUCAGAGACUUAUAAGAGUUAUAUGUGUAACAUGUGCCAUGAUUAGAGGCUAAAAUUACCUGUUCAACAAAAACUCUGCUGUCUCGGUGUCUGUUUUGAGGCCCAAAUCCUGGCAGAGCUUUCUCCACCGCUCGAAGGAUGACCCGAUGUUUAUUCGAGUUGGAUUCCUUGCUUGGUCACCUUUCCUCUCCAACUCUGCCCUUUCUUCUGUCGGCUUGCGUUUUCUUUCCUCUUUUGGCGGUGGGGCAAGCAGAAGAGUUUUUUUUUUUUUUGCAUCCUUCUCCAUCACAGCUCCUGUAACUAAGCUGCUACGCAACUUUUAGCUGCUCAGAGCUCGAGGAGGGCUGGGAGAGUGGGAGGGGAUGAGUUGGAACUACAGGAAAGGGGUGUAUCGAAUACAGCAAGGUGAUUGGCUGGAGAGGCGGAGCAGGAGAUUUACCAAUAGGAGAUGUCCAGGAUGGAUGGUUCCCAUUGGUCAAUGUUUUUGCAGCCCUUCACCUGCUAGGGCAGUGUUGCCAACCUAGCAAUUCAGACCCCCCUAGCGACUUAUUUUCCAAUCUAGCAACUAAAUGCAGGAAUAGAUGUUACUCUUCUCAACGGGUAGCCAGCAUGCAUCAAAAACACAGACACUCAAAUACCCUGCGGAAGAUUCCGCGGGGGGGUGUCGGGGUGGUUUUGACUGAAAAAUCAUGCAAAUUGCGCGAUGAUGUCAUCUAGCGACUUUCCUCACUGAGGAGUUGGCAACACUGUGCUAGGGUGAACAGAUUUUUCCAUUCUUUUUUCUCUUCACUUUGUGGAGAUCGCACUAUAGGAUCAUGACCGCCAUAUAAACAAGGUUUAUAAAAAUUACCAAUCAUAAAGCAUGCCUUUAAAAGCUAAAUCAGUAAAAACUAGAAAUAAAAGUUGACUUUUUUUCUUUUUACCUAUAACCAAUGGGAAAUGUUUCUCUAUUGUUUAAAUGUGUGCAUGGAGAGGAGGUAAAAAGUAAACCAUGAAUAAGCAGCAUGCAGAGGGUCAGAUUGGUGCCCAGAUGAUUUCCCUAAAAGAUAAUCUCAGUCAAGGUUGUGUCACUGUAGAGCAAAAAUGAUGACAGCAAAAGCCACAUUUAGAUAAUCAGCUUUAACAUUAUCAUGCUCAGAGUUUGAACUAAUGAUUUAGGGGCUCAGGAUCAGCAAUUAAAUUCAUCAGCUCUCACUUUGAGAGGACUCAUUACAGGUGGGAGACCUCUUCAUUACUCUGAUUAUAAAAGCAGUUAUGCUGAGGGAGAAAAAAUAAUAUUUUAACUUUUACCUGAAGAGUCGAAAACUCAUUUAAACUGCUGAAAUUCCCCUCACACACACAGAAAGCCCUCGGAAAUACUCUCAGGCACGUCGGCACAUGUUCAGGCUGACCUGUGCUGUCAGCAGAGCCCUGUAUUCCUCUGAGAGGACCACAGCGCCUGAUAAUCAGAUUUACAAGGGCAUCGCACAUCCAAACACACACCAUUUUACUACACACAGCCCUGAUGACACCCUGGAUGCUCACGAUGAACACACAGAUGCACCAACAUGUGCCAUGAGAAAAAAGCAGGGGAGGUUAGCAGAUGGAAGCCAAAACAAACCAAUCUCCCAGGAUGCACUUCACUGAAACAUCAGAAUGCUCUGGGAUCACAUCCUGUGGAGCAUGACAACACUCUGCUCAAAGACACAGCAUGAAAUACUCUCUCUUUAUAUCUGGAAUUCUCAGAUGGCAAAUUUACAGUCUUUAAAGGUAAAAAUCUCACCUUUCGCUCCUUGUGAAUGUCAACAGUAAAAAGUACUACUGGAAAAUGCUACAACUCGCUCUUUGUGUUAUCAAGCUGAACUACAGUAUAACCAACCCUCAAAGAAAUAUAGCAAAGUAAGCUAACACAGCCCCUCUGCUCAGGUCUGCUUGUUGCCUGCUGGGUCCUCAUGAGAUUUUUUUCCAUCCCUUUAUCUUAAAGAGUGAGUAUCAUCUGUAGAAUGUAUUAUCUGUAGAAUGACCCUCACACAAAAAAAUUCAUAUUAACAUUAUAGACAUAAAAAUACAUAAAAUAAAGCCCCAUAAAAUAAAGUAUAUUCACACGAGACACAAAAAAUACAUACUUCCAGGUCUAAUCGCUUAUAAUUUCAAUCCUUCUUCACCUAUAUGCAGUUGUAUAUAUGGCAAAGAAGAUAUUUACUGUUCCAACUGAUAAACUUGAUUAGUUUUCUGCAAGUAUUCAUUUUGAAUUUGAUGUCUUCAACAAAUUUAGGACAGGGUCAACAAAAGAUUGGAAACAGAGAACUGUGGAUGAUUUUACAGGUGAUACAGGCCUGGAACACUUUCACAGUGAUGUGAAGUAGUUUUCUGGUUUUGUGUUUUUGAUAUUUUUGAAUUUGCAUCGAUUUUGCAGUACGCCUCUUUUUAGACUGUUUGGGCUGUUGCAGAUUGGUUGUCAGCCACUGUGUAAUUGGGUUAUGAAUAAAACUAAAGCAGUUGCUCAAUUAAUCUCAUGUAGGUUAACCUGCUGCUGACACACAGAGAAAUUGUAAUUUAAUUUUCCAGAUCAAAUAACUUUACAAAAUUGUGUUUUUGAAAUGCAAACAGCAGAUGGUACAUGCACGGAGCUCCAUCCCUUUGUGUGUGUGUGUGUGUGUGUGUGUGUGUGUGUGUGUGUGUGUGUGUGUGUGUGUGUGUGUGUGUGUGUGUGUGUGUGUGUGUGUGUGUGUGCGUGUGUGUGUCUCUCUCUCUGUGCCUGUGCACUCAGCAGAUCUCUAGGUAUCCAUUAGCAGGUUAUUACACUGUCCGGUACAGGAACCAAUUUAGCGAGGACAGCUCUGCUGAGUGGCACAGUACGGAGUGCUUUCAGGGCAAAUUGUGGGCCGCCACCCGCUGUCCUGCAUGCAUAUGUCGUAUAUCACCACUGACACAGUCUAAUUAAAAUGAAGAAGUUGUGAUAGGAGAGCAGCAGGACAACAACAUGACCACUUCUUUCCUUUGAAGCUGAACCAGACUCAUUAUGAGAUUACUGGACUCAAUCAGAAAAACAAAACACACAAUUAUUUAUAUAGAUCGUUUUAUAAUCCAUUCAUAAUGAUAUAUUUACACAGCCAGACAGAGGAAACUGAGCUGGAGAAUCAAUGUCUCUAAGGGCUGAGUCCUCCAGGAUAAAGUACUUUGAUAUAUGCGAUAUUAGAGACCUACAGUAAGUCACAGAGAGGACAGGGGUGUAUAAGCUUUGUCAGAUAGUCAUGUUUGUAUUGAUUUACAACAGGCAGAGUCUCCAUAACUGUGCUUGAAUUCCUGUAAGUUUCGAUCACAUUUCCAGCCAUCCACUUCUAAAUAAACAAAAGUUUUACAGCCUUCGCUGAGAAAGUCUGGAGAGACGUCCAGCUUUUACUGAGAGUGGUUUUACCGCUGAGACAGCAUGAGGAGACAGAGCCUCUUUAAUUUGUGAAUGAAAUUCACUCACAUUAAUGGGUGUAAAAACUGAUAACCUGCUCUUUUUGUCUCUUCAUCAGGUGAAGAUCCUGGAUGCCAAGACCAAAGAGCAGCUCUGCUUUUUAGAGAAGGUGACAUGGAAGCUGUGUUGAGUUUUUACUUCUGGGUUUUGUCUUCUUUAGUUCUGUAAAGGUAUAUUUUGCACAGUCCUCUUCAGUGCUUGUUUGAGCUCCUUCACUUCACAAAGAUGAAUUUCACAUUUCUCUUAAAUUCAAACUACCAGGUUUUGAAUCUUCAUUAUCUUGAAGAUUAGCCCCUGGAGUUUUUUAGUUUUUGGUUGUACAGUCUGAGUUUUAACAUGUUCAACCUGUCACUACAGCAAUAUCCAGGUAACAUGCUGCCUGUCUGUAUUUGCCUCAGGUGGAGCCGUACUUGACUAUUGGAGACAUCAAGAGCCUUUUCCAUAAAUCAUGUAAGUGUAACUGCAGUUUUACAACAGAGAGGGUUCCCGUUUAUUUUAUCUUUAUCUUAGUAUCUUAUUAUCUUGACCCCUCUAAAUGAAUAAGCACAUCUCUCAGGGCCUGAUGCUGUCAGAGCUGCAGAGUUUAUAUUAUUUCUUUGUGAUCAGUUGUUACUGGUCCUGACAUUAAACUCUGCUCCAUCCAACCCUUUGUGUCUUUGUGAUCAGAUCCUCAGUGGUAUUCAUCGAGACAGGCCCUGAAGCUUGACCCCAGUAAGUAGCCAUGUUUAGAUGAUCUUUUGUAUAUGCACAGUGUAAAAAAAUUUGAUGCAGCACGAGAUGUGGCUCCAUAUGACCUUAAAUGUAUUGUUUAUGGGUGGUGGAUACAGUACGAAAAAAGAGAUAGCUAGCAAGCUUUGAGGACCCGAGUCUCUGGACAUGGAGCACUGCGAUUACUUCAAAACUCAAAGCUCAAAUUAUUAUUAUACUUUAAAAAAGUUUAGAUAGUAUGCGGAAAACAAUCUCAGGGGUCUUUCCUGAAAGAUGGCCAGGGGUGGCAUCAGCCCACCUUGACAUUUUCUGUUAAAUCCAGAGUUUAAGUUGUAAUAUUUCAAACCAUAAUCCUGCAUAAAUUAUUUCUACCAAGUCCACAAUGUGCUGUUUCUUUGCAACUGUGAAGCACUUUCUAGUACCGUCUGAUUUCAUUGUCCUUACUGGAUGCUACUGUAUGUUGAACUCAGUCCAGGUGGUGUUUUUAGAUAUUAUUAGUUAUAGAUGGACCGGGCUAGUAAGUAAGCUGUAGCUUGUACAAGACAUCGAGACUCACAGCACACAUAAUGCACAAUUAUGAUAAGCUAAUGAGGGCAAAAAACUCUCAUUAUAUUUGUGUUCCUCACAGUGUUUCCAUUAUGCUUUUGCAGCUAAGUGGUUACUUAAACUUUGAGCGCAAUCUGCCGGUUAAUAUACCGUAAUAUACAGUAUUGCAUUAAACUACCUCUCUGCCUUUCAGUGAAUUGAUGUAUUGGUCCCACAGGUAUAAAGGGCAUAGCUUAUAUUAUUUUCUUUUAAAUAAAAAAGGUAUUAAAAAUGUGUCUAACACACUGAAUUUUGUGGUAAUUGGUAUAGUAAAGUUGUAUCCAAUCUAAUCUUCCUUGAGUUAUAUUCAUUUUACUUUGCCACUGUACAAAAAUAACCCUAAAGCUCCUCUACAGAGCUACAGUUUCCCUUUUUGUUUACCUAGAGAAACACAAUAUCCAAGCUGAAGGGUUAAAUCAACAAAAUAGGAACCACAGUAUGUGAUUUUAUGUUGCAAGGCAUUUCUGUGACUUUGGACUGUGAAAGCUGUCUCACUAAGCAGCAGGACAGGGACUCCAGGUGGAGAGCUACAGUAUGUGGGCCACCUCUCCCUUGGGACGUGCUAAAAAUGUCAUCCAAUUAGUUCGACACAUUAACUGUGUCUCUGUCUCCAAGGGCUGCAAGGGGGGAGGACGUGUGCUGAAAACCUGAUCAUUCAAAAAUACUGAAAAUGGCAAGUUAAACCACAGAGUCCUGCAGGUGACAACUUAGAUUCAAACUAAAGAUGCAGAAGGAACCAGGGUCUUAACUAGGUUCUGGGGCUUCUGAUCUAAAAGAAGUCAAUAAUAGGCCACAAGAACCAUUUAUUUCCUGGUACUUUUGACCCAAAUGCAUCUUAAUUAAAACAAAUCUCUCUGAUGGUAACUUCUGCCUAUUACUUCUACUUAUGGGCUCUAUUUUCGUGCUUCGCCAGAGACAUGGCGCAGGCCGACAAGGCGUUCCCAAGCACAAUUUGGUAUUUUGGUGAGCGGCGCAGCCCGGCGUAAGUAUCCCCCCCUUCCUAACUCAGCUCCUCCCAGCGGCGUAAGUUGUAGCGAGGGGGGAGAGAGGACGUGGAGUGGGUUUAUCACAGCUGAGACCUGUAUUGACCAAUAACAUAAGCUCCUCUCCUCGCCUUUAAAUACGCCACCGGCGAGGCGUAUUACUAUUUUCGUGAAGUAGUCAAAGAGAUCAAGAGAUGUCUGAAGACAGUAAUGCCACACGAUGGCGACAGAAGGCAGCCCCUCAACAAGUGUCACUGUAAGCGCUGCAUUGGGCGUCCUCCACACUCUCUCAUAUGAGCCCAGAUGGAUUUGGUGUGUGUAAUGUUGGACCCACUGGUAAGACAAACACCCUUUUCCACAAAUAAAGACACUCACAUAAAGUUGCACAGAUUCAAACCUCACGUGACAAAGGUGUGUUGUGCACAGAGAUCACAUCACAUUAAAAUUGAAACCAUCUGUGCGUAAUGACGCAUCGCGCUCCGUGGCUGUGCUCUUUCUUUCAUAGAUGUUGGCAUAUAAAAUAAAUUUGGCUCACAAAACUGAAUAUUAUAAUAUUCAUAUGUAAAAAAGUAAAUAACUCAUCUGAUCACUAAAACAAAUCAUCUGUUCAGCUGCCGCAGCAGCAGCUACAGCAGGACGGGGAGAGGACACAGAGACGUGUCCAGGUCAAGCUGCGCGAGAAAUAAGAGGAAGAGGAAGAAAGAAAAGGAGGGAGACAAAUUACAUAUCUUGUUAACUUCAUCAUGUUUGUUUAUUUACUAGAUAUUUAAUUUCAUUUAAUGCGGUUUCAGCUGUGUUGAUUCAGUCAGGUUGUGUGUCCAAACACAUGCUAAACAUGCUGAUCAGAUCAGAUGUAGAUUAGAAUAUAUCUAUAUAGAUCUAAAUGUAUGUGCUGACUCAGAUUAUUAGUUGUUGAUGAUUAUUUAUUGCACUGAAAUGUGCCUGACACUGUGGAAACCUGCUGGUGAGGCAUCGGUGAUGUAUGCCAGUACGCCGCAGGUCUACCAAAAAACCACUAGACCAGCUGCGCUCCACCUGCGCUGAAAGCUGACUAGGUUUGAAUCACGAGGUUACAGCGCACUUUACACACCCCCGGCAAGCAUGAAAAUGUCACUGCCGCAGCUGACUCUGUUGACACCUCCCUCUGCCACGCCACCACGCCCAGCUUGGCAGACCUCAGUGCGCAUCAGUCCAAGAAAAUACCAAACUGGCUGUACGCCGGGCUCCGCCAGACAAAAAUACCGCUGCGCGGGGUCCGCCACCCUCCGCCGCCUCACCGGCGGGCACGAAAAUAGAGCCCUAUAUUUCCAUUUCUCAUGAACUGAGUACAUCUUAUUCCUUUCCAGAGGACAAAUCCCUCAGAGAUGAUGAGAUCUUACAGAAUCUACCAGUUGGAACCUCUGCCACCUUUUACUUCAGAGAUCUUGGUCCACAGUUGGGCUGGACUAUGGUGAGAAAAUCAUGAAUACACUUACACUGAAAUAGUCAGACUGGAACUCAUGGCUUAUGCGUUCCAGUUACCUCGGAAGGCAGAUGUCGAAGCUGGGAAUGAUGUUACGCCCAAGUUGACAGCGUUCCAAUGAACAAGUCAAAAAACCAAGAUGGGUGCCUGCUGUUAGCCGUUCGUAGCUGUUGUUCACAAUUGUCAGUUGUUGUUGUUAGCGGUUGUCAGCUGUUGUUAGCUGUUGUUAGCUAUACCAGUUGUAAACAACACAUAACAGUAUUUUACUCUACAAACGCCAUAGCAUUGUGUUCACAGUUAGAUGUUGGGCAGUACAACAAAUAACACUUAUUUAAUUUCAAAAAACAAAACAGAAGUGCUAAUAAAUAAUACAUUACGAGAGCUUUCAAUGUUACUCUUUUCUGUUGAUGCAUUGCGCUGCCAUCUUGGAUUAUGAUGUUGUCAUCAAGUCGGGGUUGGUGAGGAUCAUCCGAUUGUCCUAGUCAGAAAACUGACUUCAUGUCAUGAUUGUAAUGCUGGGUGUGGUACCAUUUAUGACCAUGACCUAUUUGAAAUGAACUGCUCUCUUACUGUGAUUUUUAUUUUCUGUUCUGCUUAUUUGCACAUCAGCUAGAGUAUCUUAUCUCAUCUUACUUAAAUUCAUAAAUAAACAAUAUAUAUAUGACUACCAUCACACCUCACUUGAUUCCUUCUACUUUGUUUGUUUGUUGGCAGGUGUUUCUGGCUGAAAGCGUUGGGGCUCUUCUCAUCUACCUCCUCUUUUAUUUCCGGGUGCCUUUCAUUUACUCGCACAGAUACACUUCGACCUCCAGCUCCAAACCUGUUGUCUCGUAAGUAGAGGGAAAAAACUUCAACUCUAACAUGGUACUGAGUGUUGCACAGGAUCUUAAAAUUUCAAACAUAUCACUAUCCAUAAACUGCAAUACAAUACUUACUCUGAGACUGAGCUGAAAAAUGAAGUGGAGCUGAGAAUACAGUAUUUGAUUUAUUUCAAAUUUUUCUUACAAGGUGUAACUUCAAGAUAUUUUUACUGCUUCUUCAUCCUUCAUCUGACUUCAUAUGUGAUUAUAAAUUACAUUACAUCUUUUCUGCAGUUAAAGUCAGAGCCUGUAAAAUGAAUCCUGUUAAAGGUCCACGCUGCAGAGAUUUGGGCCUCUAUAAUAACCACAAAAACUAUAAACCAUGCUGUAGAGACCGCAUGUUUUUAGGAGCCUGUUUUACUGGUAUUAAUCUGCUUAUUGAUUCAUGAUCUCUUGCAUUGAUAUUAGAUAUUAGAUAUUAGACUUUUUGACUAUCAGCAUCUGGUUUUUGUUUGUUUUUAGACCUGUUGUGUCCUAAAAUACACCAAAGCUUCUCUGCAUAUGUUUAAAUCAUUGUUCUGUUCUAAUAUUUACAGUACACUACAUUUGUGUUUCAGGUUAAGUUGUUGCAGUAACCCAGUUUGACAAAGAAGGAUUCAUUUCAGUCUCUUUCCAGAUAAAAUCUUAAGUAGUUUGUAGAUAAGGUUGCAUACAACAUUAAAAGCCCUUGAUUCAUGUUCAUAUUUGACCUUUUCCCACCCUUUUGUCUGUCAGGCUCGCCUGUGUCUGUCAUACCUCUCACUAUGCAAAGAGAUUGAUCGAGACGAUCUUUGUGCAUCGUUUCUCUCCUGGGACCAUGCCCCUCAGGAUCAUAAUCAGGGUGAGGACGUGACUACCCUUGAAAAGACCAGCCUCCGAAAGCGUGCUCACCUUUUUUUUAUUUUUUUAAUUACAAAGUGUGGCCUCUUUUCUCUGUCCCUCACCAGCGGUUUUGUUAAGGUUUCAGCCUGGGGACUUCUUCUGAUGCAGAAACCUGUUUUUGAGUGUCUCAGACCUCAGUGUGCUUAAGAGGAAAGGAAAUUUAAAGUCGUCUAUUUCUAGAUUUAGUCAAUGAAACUUAAUCAAAGGGGAAUGAUAGCUCAAAAACUCAAGUUUACCUGUGGGAAAAGAUGCAUGAAUUUCUGUGAUUACAGGUCAUGUCAUAAACUAGUCUACAGAACAGGGAGGACUCAAAAUGCACGACACAGACUGUGACACAAGAGAGAUUCUGUACAAGAGGUAAAUAGGUUGUGAUUAGACACAGGUGGGGAGACAUAAUCAGGGACCAGGUGCACACAGACAAGACGGGGGGAAGGGCAGACAGGAACCUGAAACAGACAAUGGUGAGUGUCACCAAAAUAACACAGGAAGCGCAAGAGAUGAAACAUGAAGGGAAAAAUAAAAUACUUGACAGACAUGAACAGACAUGACAGGCCAAAAGUUUGGGUGUUUUAAACACCACUAUCUUGGAUUUUUGCAGCCUGAAAUGACAAGAUUUGGACCAAAGAGAGGAACUUCAAAAAUGUGUACAGUUAUCCAACACUAAGCAAUCAGCUGACUGACAAAAACAAACCUUCAACUAAAUAUGCUGAACAAUAAAAAUCCAACUCCUCAGAGUCUUUUUGUACAACCAAAUACUGGAUAUUCAAUAUUAUUGUCACCAUGGUAGAGACAUGUCAACAACAGGCAGCUCCACCCUAAAACUCAUGCUCUAUUUAUUUCUAAACAGGACCUGUUACAAAGUAGAAUUCAUGCCAAAUUAAAGAUGACCUGAAUCUAAAAAGUGCUGGCGUGUGGAGUGAGCUUGAGCACUUGAAUUGGUUUCUGAGUGUUUCACUCUGAUUUUACACCAGUUCUCAGGAUAUAAAACCAUGAUAAGCUUCUGUAUACCCACAGACUGUAGUGUCCAAAGUGCACCAAUAUGCUUUUUGUUUUAUACCUGAACUGAUACACCUUCAUUGUUCUUGUUUUUCUCUCCCAGAAUUGUGCCUAUUACUGGGGUUUCUCAGCUUGGUUGGCUUACUACAUCAACCACCCUCUUUAUACACCUCCAUGUAAGAAACACACACUGACACACUUUCUUGUCCUUGAACCACAUAUAAACAAGUAUUAUUUUUGAAGUCUGACUGUAGGAGGUAAUGGUAGGUGUAUUAGAAACACAAUGAUCCAUGUCAGCUCUGCCCCUUUGUUGAGAAACUUUUCCAGAAACAUGAACUGAAGCUAGACUAUCAGCUGCUGCUCUCUUAUGGAGGACAGCCUUGAAAAGCCUACAAAUAUACUGUAUAGGCCAACGUAAGUGUUGGGGUCAGAGUUUGUUCAAGCAAGGAGAUAAAGCUGACCCUGUCUGCAGGGGUUCUGGUUUUCCUGCCAUUGUAUUAGCAAAGAGGCUGAACUGACCAAGAUCCUCUGAGGGUCCAAACAUGACAACUACCAAAUAUAUAUCCACACUUAAAUAAAAAAACUGUCACUUUAAUAGGAUAUAUCUUCCUCCACAGCAUAUGGAGAACUUCAGGUCAACUGUGCAUUAAUCCUAUUUGUGGUAAGUAAGCUUUUUGUUGGUUUACGGUAAAAUCAGUUUAAAUUCACAGUUUAUAUUUCAGUGAAAUGUUUAUUUCUGCUGCAGAUGUGUGAGCUGGGAAACUUCUCCAUUCACCUGACUCUAAAUAAUGUCAGAGGAGAUGGUGAGUUAAGUUUUUCUGUAAACUUUUUUUUGUAAUUUAAAGCCCCAGGGUGUAAAAUUUAGAAGGCUCUCAGUAGUAGAGAUUGACUGUAAUAAAUAUAAAACACAUGUAAGUCACAGUAGAAGCAGCAGUAGUUAAUGGUUGUCUUAAUUACCUGAUAAUGAAAGAUGAUUGUUUUUAUCAGGAUCCAGAUGCCGCAGGUUUCCUGUGCCAACGAAGAACCCCUUCACAUGGCUGUUUUACUUUGUGUCCUGUCCAAACUACACAUACGAGGUAUUUCACAGGAUUUGAAGUGAUGUGCUAUAUAAAAAAUAAAUAUCCCCCAUUCUUGUGCUUUUACUUCUGAAACUGAAAAUUUAACACUUUGCUCUAGGUUGGAGCCUGGGCCAGCUUUUCCAUUAUGACUCAGUGUCUCCCGGGUGUGUGUAGACAUUUUCUACAAGCAUAAAUCCACUGUUAGUCUGAUAACUUGAGCUAAAAUGUGAAUUAUUUGUUUGCAUGUUUUUGCAGUGGCCUUGUACACAUUGUUGGGCUUCAUUCAGAUGACGAUCUGGGCCAAAGGGAAGCACAGAGCCUAUAGCAGAGAAUUCAAGGACUAUCCUACCCAGAGGACGGCCAUCUUCCCUCUGAUCCUAUGACAAUGAAAAAAUACUUUCCUCACAAUUAAGGAGUAUAUAUUCAUUAAUGGAAACUAUUUUUACACUCUGCAAAGAAAUACCUGACACUAUGCAAGUAUUUUUACAUCAUCUAUGAGCUGAGCCAGGUGGAAAUCAAAGCAAUAAAAUCAAAGCAAUACACUUCAUCAUUCAAACCUUAUUGGAGAUGUUUUUUUCUUAUAAAUACUAAAGAUACUUCUAAUUUUAUAAUGACUCUGAUUGUAGUUUAGCGUUAAUGAGAUGACAUAAACCUCUAUCUCUUCACUAUGCUGCAUUUACAGGCAAUUAAAUGGAAUGUUGAAAAUGACACUGUUUUUUUGUUUGUUUUUUUAUGUGAGAUUGUGUUGAUGACAGACAGGCAGUCUAUGGUUAAUGACUAAUUUUUUGCAGCCAUAUGUUGCCACAUGGACAAAGGUGGCGCUCAUUGGAAGCAAACGGGAAGAAACAAUGAAUGUUGCAGUUUGAUGUCUGCUACAUUUCAUACAGGUAUUCACUAAAUUCACUCACAAAAACAAGUGGACUGCCAACUUUUUAGAGAGUAAAUUUUGAAACUACUUAAAACUUCAUUAACUUUUAUGUCACCGGGUGUAACAGCUAGUGCUGCUAACCCAUUUGUACCUUUGGUCUUCUGUCUCUUUGUGCAUUUCAGCGGAUUGCAACCCUCAUUUACCAUGUAUACUGCCACCUACUGGACCAGAGUUUAGGAAAGGAUCCAGUGGCCAGGAAUAAACAGGGGCAAAGUAUGGGAGAAUCAGAAAAAAGCUGAUGAAAUGUAAUUGUUUUGUGAAUUUAAUAGGAAGGAAAAAUGCAUUCACUAAUGACAAAAAUCACUCAGCUCUUUUUCUGAAUUAGGUUUUGUUGUUGUUAUUGUUGAUGUUGUUAAUUUUUUUGUAAAUUAAACCUUUGUUUCCCUGUUUUUUUUGGGGUUAAUGAGUUAAUCUUAAAUUUUGGAAAUAAUGUCAGAUUUUUUUUUAACAUGAAAAAUUCUCAUAAUUCUAAGAUACCUUUGGGGUUUGUCCAGUAAGAGUGGAUUUCUUUCUCAUUUUUGUAAAAACAAGUUUCUUGUAAUUCUGUAUUUCUGAGAUAAUUAUCUGGUAAUCCAGAAAAACAGCAUUUUUUUCUUUUGUGAGCCAUACUAUACAGACAAAUAAAGAAAUAAUCUUGUCUAUCUCUUUUUACGCUUGCCAUCCUCUUUCAUAGGAAAUAAACAUUUAAAUAUAUAAAUACUUUAAACCAUUUUAAAUUUGCUGAUUUAUUAGAUAUUCAUGUCUCCCAGUUCCCACAACCUGCCUUAAGGUCCAGUCUCGACCUGCUCUCUCACCUAUGAUUGCACUUUGAAUUUUUACCAGGGUCUGAGGAUUUGAAGUUUAUUGCUGCCUCUCAGAUAGGGAUUUGUAGUUGCAUUGUGUCUUUUAAAUUUAGAUUUAACAGAUUUGAUAUCCUGAGCCAGAAAAAAAACAAAAUGUACAACAUGAUGAAAGCUCAUUUCAGACUCAUCAUUUAUGUGACAGAGUGCUGUCUGUCUUUAUUGACAGCAGGUGCAUGUGAAACAAGUCACAUGAAUAUGAAAAGAAAUACAUCAGCACAAAAAUAUCAAAGACCCCUCCCAGAUUUUUUAACAGAUCAUUUAAAAACAGAUGCAUCAAUCACAUCAAUAAAGUGCUAAGACUACAUUCUUCUUAGUUCUUUAAAAACUUAACAAGGCAAAGAUGUAUUUUGCUUUGCAUCUAAAGCAAAAUACUCAAACUCUAUUGUUACCUCACUUAUCCAUCACUUAGGAGUAGAACUCCUACUACAUUCAGUUGCAGUCUUGUGUAAGGCUGAAGAGGUAAGAAGAUAAAAAUUUAACAGGCACAUUAAUUCUUCACAGUCACUGGAUUCAAAUCUCUCCAACACAGUUUACCAGCAGUUUUGUCACAUGACAAAUGACAGUACAGUCCCAUCAAAGUGGCUGCCUCCUUCAUGGACUACACUUUAAGGCAAAGCACCUUAUAAUGGAUCGAUAAGGGCUGCAAAAGGUCUUCAUAUGGGGAACACAGGAAUCCUCUGUGCUUUUAGAAUUCCAAAACAGCUUCUGGUAUCGCUAAAGACCACAUUCUUAUUGGUUAUUCAAGUUCUACCACCCAGUUUUCAGUCUUUUAAUGUGCACACCUUCAGUCUUCCCACAGAGUUCUCCUCAGUAAGUUCAUUUUUCCACUGAUUUGAUGGGCAUGUGUUCAUUGUAUCGCUGAGCUCCUGCAGCUUUUGGAUGAAGCACGAUAGUGUCAUCCUCCCUGGACUGCAGCUUGGCGAAACUCACAAAAACCUGCGGAGAUACAGAAAAAAAUAGAUGAUGACAUGUGAGUUAAAGGUGGUAGAGGCAGGAUCUGAAUGAAGACCAGUUUUUAGGAGAAAUCUUGAAAGUAAACACUACCCCUCCCCUCCGGUUUUCCCCUCAGCUCCUCCUCUCCCUUCCCUGUCUGCUCCAGCAAGCCCUGCCCACAAACAGACGCUUGUGUACGCUCACACUUUUCAUAAUUUUGAUUACACAGGCAUCAGACAACACAGCAAUAUCAUUAUAUUCGCAAGUGUCAUCAAUAACUAAUAGCUAUUGACUGAUGUUAAAAGCUUUUUGUAUACACCACAAAAAAGAUGCUUCUUUAAUGGAUUCCUGCCUACACCACCUUUGAUAGCAUUUGUUAGUUCAGUUUAUAAUGUGAUAUGUUGUUCCCCCUCUCCUCAUCUCUGAAAUGUGUCAUUUUAUUUUCAAGUUAAAAAAAAACAAAGCUGAGGAAAAAUCACACUGACCUGGUCUAAAGUAGUCUGUGACACAGAGUAGUCCUCUAUUUUCAGCUUGUCUUUGUUAGCCAGGACUUUCUGAAAGAUCUUAGCAAGCGAGGAGGAGGAGAUCUUGUACUGCAGCGUGUUGUGGUGUUUCUCUCUCUGGAUGCAGCCGGGAAACGUGCUCUCCAUGAACGCUACUGCAGGGUUAAGGUCUGGGGGGGAACCGGCUUUAGCUGAUUUGAUCUUCAUGGUCACUACGUAGCCGUCACCAAACCUAAAAAUCAAAGAUAUCAUAAAGCUUUUUGUGUUUUGUUUUCAUUAUUCUAUAAAUGUCAUAUUUUACAGUUUUUACAGGAGUUUUACAGGAGUUUAAUAUCAGGAACAAGUAUCCUGACUAACUUGUAUUUGAGAUGCUGGAUGGUCCCCAAACAUUUAAAGGAUCCGUUAACCAUGAUAGCUAAGCGGGUGCACAGCGCCUCACACUCCUCCAUACUGAAAACACAAAGGACAAAGUUCAAACAUGAGCUAAUAGGGAUGAAUUGAUGUGCAGACAGAGGAGAGUUAACCUGUGUGAGGUGAGAACCACGGCUCGUCCGUCCUGAAUGACACUCAUGAUGGAGUUCCACAGGAACCGCCGGGACAGAGGGUCCAUACCUGUGGUGGGUUCAUCCUUUAACACAGAAAUAUAAGAAGAGUAAGCACACCAGUAUCAGACAGAGACACCAAACAUGACAGUAACCCUCUCUGUGAUUUUGCUCACCAGCAGCACCAGAGCUGGACAGCCAAUCAUGGCGAUGGCUGUGGACAGUUUCCUCUUGUUCCCUCCACUGUACGUCCCAGUGCUUUGCCCAGCGUACUCAGACAGACCCAGCUUCUGGAUGGCCCACUCUGCAACCUGAGCAUGAACAGGAUAAGUCAUACAGACAAAUCAAAAAGCUGCUUUACUCAUAAAUGGAAACAAAAUUAACAAGUUUAUAACUAUUUUUAAUCCUCUUUACUACAGGGUCCCUGACUCAGAUUAAUACUCAGCUGUGUUAGAUUACUGAUUUUGACUGGUUAGAACCAAAAAUGACUAGAGGAACAGAAAUAUGUUUUUCAGAGCUAGAACCACCCACAUUAACAACCUGCUUGUCUGAACAUGUAUAUAAUAAAGCACUUGUAAUGUACCUGAUAAAGUUUUGGAACAUAACAUGCAUCAAAUUACAUCUUAUUAUUGUAACAUAUUUUUCAGGGCUGCUUAAAACAGUUAAAAAUUAUUCAUUUCUUUGCAAAACUUAAACCUCACCCUGGUGAUCUCGUGCUCGGGGACUCCUCGAAGUCGUGCAUAAAGGUGCAGAUGUUCUCGGCCGGUAAGCAGCUCAUCUAUAGCGUCAAACUGGGGACAAUAGCCCAUGUUCUGGUGGACGUCCAGGAUGCUCGUCAAAAUGCUGAGAAGGGAAUAAAAAUGAGUAACAAAAGUAGAAAUAAAUGAAUUUGAAUUAUCUUAUUGUCCUAAAAUUCAAAUAAAACAACAUCUAAAAGCAAAGUAAUAAGGGAGAGUGCUGGGAGUUACAGUCAUCAUGAUUCAUAAAUACAGAAAACAAGAUUAAAAGUUUUACUUGCACUUUGGGAACUUGGGGAAAAAAAGAACACAUUACAAACCUGUGACCAACCACUGAGGCCUCUCCUGAAGUGACAUCGAUGUCUCCAGUCAACAUCUUAAAUGUGGUGGUUUUUCCUGCUCCAUUCACUCCCAGCAGACCAAAGCACUGCAGAGAAACCAGGACAGACAUCAUGAUAGAAAAACAAGAAAUCAACCCAAUUGUUUCUUCUGUGAACCCAUUAAACGACACAAACCUCUCCAGCUGAGACUCCAAAGCAGAUC
This is a messenger RNA of Xyrichtys novacula (pearly razorfish), 17699 nucleotides long. The record is from the annotation of a GenBank genome assembly. NCBI's taxonomy places the organism in Eukaryota, Metazoa, Chordata, Actinopteri, Labriformes, Labridae.